AUGAUUGAAAAUUUAGAGCUUUGGAUUGAAUUGCUAGAUACACAAGUUUCUUGUUCAAGACAUCCUUAUUUUUCAUGCAAUGUCAACUAUGAUGACCAUGUUUUCCACAAGUGUAGCACAAAUCAUGAUUGGUUUGGGACGACACCAAGCAUAGAGGGUGGCAAAGGCAGUGCCAAUCUUCAUUCGAGCGAUGGAGGUGAGCUGGGUGGUGAUGCCAAACAUGGGAAUACAGUAGCCGACGCCAGGCAUGUUGGCGACGGUGCCAUUCGUAUAGUAGGCAACUUUAGAUGCAUAGGAGUAGGCAAUGCCAGGCGUGCAACAAACAACACCAAGCAAGGCAGAAGCAGAGGCAGUGCCCUUAGCAGAGACUGGGCAGGCGAGAGUGUUGGCACAGGCUCCGACGCUGGCACAAGUGCUGGCGGAGUGUUGGGCAACAAUUCUAGGAUGUUAGGCCCCAAUUAG
Ilex paraguariensis (yerba mate) is the source of this 462-nucleotide messenger RNA. The record is from the annotation of a GenBank genome assembly. Lineage: Eukaryota; Viridiplantae; Streptophyta; Magnoliopsida; Aquifoliales; Aquifoliaceae.